AGAGUAUUGUGGCUUACUGGUGUCCACCUUGGUGGACCAGGAGAGGCUCUUGUUAUGGGGUGGCCGGCAGGCGGUGCUUUGCUGCCGCUGCUGCUGCUGGCUUACGGCCUUGGGGAGCACCCAGUUCAAGGUAGCUCGAACAAAAAUGCCGUCUGCAACUUCGAGCAACUUGAAAAGUGUGCAGCAUGGCCUAUGAAGUGCAGAAAUAGAGCUUGUUGGAUGGUGGUGAAGGCGAAGAACGUCAGUGAAGGCCCUGCAACAGACCAUACCACGGGGAAAGAUGACGGAUUGUACGCUCGCGCAACGUUUCCUAGGACGCGACGGUGGAAACAGCGCCCAGCAGUGCUGGAGACAUCCGCCAGGGGCCCGUUAUGCUUUAUGGCCUGGCUGCACAUAUCCGCCUUGCAGCUUCCUGUCGUGCAAUUCACGUCAACUCCCGGAAGGCGGCCCAUACGGAAACGUUACUUGGACACACGGAUCUUCCUAAGAGGCCGAAUGAGUGAAAUGGGACUCUGGCAAAAGGUGGUCUAUUACGACGAUCGUGGCGAUGCCCUAAAGAUUCAACUUCAGUCUACAUUCACCGAUGGCACUGUGGCUGUAGACGACCUUUCCAUAACGCCAGGAAAAUGCCCAGAGCCUUCGCAAGACGGUUCCUGCACGUUUGAAACUUCAGGCUGCGGCUACACGAAUGAGCCGGGCAACCAGGAGGGACAUGUGUGGCGGCGACGGCUUCCAUGGCAAAGUAUCUCGGAAGACAUCCCUCUUCAGGAUCACACAACACAAACAAAGGACGGAGGUUAUGCUUUUUACACAAUAUCCAUGAGGGAAAAAUCGUCGGGAGUACUCACAUCAGCAGUUCUAAGCAAGCCGGAGAGUCCGAAACAGUGCCUUCGCUUCUUCUACUUCGUACCCUACGCCAGUCAGUACCAUGGCCUGCUCGUGCGAAUUAUUCGAAACCUGCAACCGGAAUCAAGGGCGUCGUCACAACUAAACGUGACUACAGAGCAAAGGGAUGAAACGCUUUGGAGCCGCAAUGCAGCGUUACUGCCUAAGAGGUGGGCGCCCGCUGAAGUCAGAUAUACGGCCACGGAUAAGUACAAGCUUCAUUUUCGGUGCUAUUCCACCGUGGAAUCGGGCAACAAGUUCUUCUGCGCAAUCGAUGACGUAGAAGUCUAUCCUUGCGGCGACAAAAAAGGGGAGAAGCUAUCCUGCGGAUUUGAUGAUGGCCACCUGUGCAAGUGGCAAACAUCCAGUGAGGCGGGAGACGCCCCUUGGUUGCUCAGUGAUAUCGAGAACAGUGUCCCUGAGCUUCCACGUCAAGAUCACACUCUUGGAACAUCGCAAGGGAAGUUCAUCUAUGUGGAAAAUAAAGCGAAAAACAGCAUCCUCAAGGCCACGCUCCUGAGCCCCCCACUAGAGCCGGACUGGGUCGGGGCAGCUUGUCUGUCCUUCUGGCACUUCGCGGUUCUGGAGCACCCAAGCAGCUGCAAUCUGACAGUAUCAUCCGCCAACGAAAGUGAAUGGUGGUCGAGUUCUCAGCAAUUGAAACGUUCUUGGAGCCAAGAAGUUAUACGGAUUUGGCUACAGAAAGGCAAAGGUCAAGUGUCCAUCCAGGCCUCACUAGAAACUGCUUUGAUCGCUUUGGACGAUAUCAUUCUCUCCUACGGCCCGUGCCCUUCCGAAAAGUGGGGUCUGAGCUGCGACUUCGAGCGUGGUCCCUGCACAUGGACAAACGCUGUGAGCAAAAGGGGCAAGUCAGAGUGGUUCGUCCGCGGAGGGCAGCUGCGCUCCACUCUUCCCCGGCCGGCGUAUGACCACACGCUGGGAACUCCACAAGGGUCCUACGCAUUCCUAAGUGGUGCUCGUCCUUACGCGCCUCUGUCUGCCAUGCUGGCUAGCGAAUACGUGAACCUGAUGGCACCAGGAGUACAGUGCAUGGAUUUCUGGUUCAUAGUACGGGCUGUCGCUGGCACGAAGCUCAGGGUUCUUAUAGAAUUGACAAACUACCAAAAAAUUGGCCAAGAGGUUGUCUGGGCUGCUAGGCCCAGCAACUCCAGUGAAUGGCGUAGGGGGCAGCUGAAAAUACCCCGAAUGGGCAGGGUCAUCUUCGAAGGAGAAGUCGUAAACUCGAAAGAAAGCUACGCCGCCAUUGAUGACAUCAGCAUUGACGUGAACAGCAACUGUCGCACUAUUCCACAGGAUGCGGUCACCGGAAAGCAAGCAUAUGCACUUCUGGACUGCUCCUGGAAUGCGCCUCAGUUGUGCCAGUGGGGGAAGGUGUCAAACAUUGAUGCCUUGAAGAACUCUCGAUCCUCCCCUCCGAAGUACCUGCUUGCGCCGACCUUUGGUACAGGAGACCAACAAAGUUCGUUCAUGUACACCGCAUGCGACAAUCCGAGCUCGCCAAUCAAGACGUCUCUCCUGCAGUCUACAUUGCUCAGUCCUGGAGAUAAAUCUGUUUGCUUACGUUUCAACGUACACAUGUUUUCCGCAAUCGGGUGGCAGAUGAAUCUGAGCCAAAUUACACCGACGAAAAAGGACGUGCUCUUCUCGAGCGACGGCCAAACAACUGCGGACCGCUGGUACACAGUUAAACGAACUGUGUCCCUAAAUGUCCAACCACAUUCGCAGUUACAGUUCAGCUUCAGCAACAAGCUGUGUCAAUCUGGCGGUGUGGCUCUGGGUGACAUUCACGCUACUCCGGGGAAUUGCGGCAGCACUGACGACGGCAGAGGCUUGUGCGACUUCGAAACCGGCAUGUGCAACUGGAAAGCUAAAGGUGCUUGGAAACGUGUGCCCUUGUCAUCUGAUAAACGCAUGUUGGAGGCGAGGAGGCAGUCUGGACCCCUGUUUUCCGGCUUCUGUCUGCUGCUGAGUUCACCGCAGAACCAACCCAUCCGGGCGUCUCUCGAUAGCCCUUUGUGGUCAACAAUCAACCGCCCUCGUUUACUGGAGCUCUGGUACAUAGUGGAUGGACCGCGGUCAGCCAACUUGUCGGUGGAGCUUCAAUCUUCAUUAAGUACAACUAUGGCUGCCAUUUGGCGACUUCCGACCACGGCCCCGGUCCGCACGUGGAAUUUGGCCCGCGUUGAAAUCUCUUCACAGGAACUUAAUUUUAAGGUUGUCAUUCAAGGCAGCUUACGACGUGCAUCAGGCUAUAGGAGCUUGCUAGCCUUGGCCGACAUCCGCCUAAGUACGCACCCAAGCUCACAUGUUGCAAGCUGCAACUUCGAGGAAGACCUCUGCGGUUACAGCAGCGUGAGCGGAUCGGACCCGGGGUUCCGAUGGUUCGUCGGUAGCGGCCGCGUGAGGAAGCCUUUGCUGAAGACAUUCGUUCCUGCGCUUCCCCUGGUUGGGCUGUCCGAGGGACUUGAAGCUUCAAAGACGUUCGCUUACGUCGACACUACGGUGCCGCUUCAGGGCAGCCAAACAAAUGCGAGCGCCACACUGAGGAGCCCUGUCUUCCGUGCUGGACAAAACGACACUCUACUCCUACGUUACUUUAGGAAUGGAAACAGCACGGAGUCGUUCAUAGUGUACCAAUCAGUCUGGAACAAUGGAAAUCAAACGAGCAAGUGGGUGCAGCUGGGCUCUUUCCACGAAGGCGAUGACUGGCAGGACUUUGAAGCGCCCCUUGUUGCUGCAUCCGAGUCCCAGAUACACGUCAUGAUCACUCGGUCCAAUCAACAGACUGGUUUCGCAGCUAUUGCCAGCAUCAGCGUGGGUCACCCAAGAGCAGUUGAUCCAGAAGCGCCUUACAAGAAAGUCGGCUGUAAUUUUGAGAACGCCACUUACUGCAACUGGAGACCGGAAAGAACAAGUGGAAGCAACCUUGAAUGGAAGUUAAACGAUCUAAAACACCGUGUCCCAGUCUUUCCCAAUUUUGACCACACAACAGGGAGCUACAAAGGGCACUACGUAUACGUAGAAAGGAACAAGAGCUCUGACGUAGCAUCUGUACAGCUCAAAGGUCCUACAGUGUCGAAAGACUUGCUGAAGUCAAUGUGCUUCUCUUUCUGGUACUUCUUGCUGGUGGACGGGAAUAGCAGACGUCGCCUGGCGCAGCUCAACACCACGGCUAGUAGCAUGGACACACGGCCAAGUACAAUUUGA
Messenger RNA from Dermacentor albipictus, 4113 nucleotides. Lineage: Eukaryota; Metazoa; Arthropoda; Arachnida; Ixodida; Ixodidae. The record is from RefSeq and is a predicted model, not a curated record.